CCCGCUCUGCGGGCCGUGGCUGGUCCUCGGCGCAUAGCACACCGGGAACUGUAGUUUUCUCCUGGCACACUAAUGCCAGAAAGGAGCUCUGGGAGACUGCGUUUCCCAGAGUGCAGCGGGGUGGCGAGGGAAGGCAGGGGGGAAGGGACAGUUGGUCGCAGACCGCGCUGGGUUGCCGCUGCCGCCGCUGCCGCCAUCGUGCCAGCCCCUCGGAGACCUAAAGGUCAGUGAAGGCUGAUGCUCAGUGGGCGAGAGGUCAUCAAGGUCAUUUCUGCUCCUCGAGGAGCCUGGCCUCAGUCAGCCUGCGGACUGUUGGGGUGAAGCAGGAGAUGGCGUGGUCAGCGGCCCUCUUGGAAGAACUGUAGGAGAAGCCGUCAUGAAGGUCUCAACGAGGCCGGGUGACGCUCCAGAAUGGGAGACAAGCCAAUUUGGGAGCAGAUUGGAUCCAGCUUCAUUCAACAUUACUACCAGUUAUUUGAUAACGACAGAACCCAACUAGGCGCAAUUUAUAUUGACGCAUCAUGCCUUACGUGGGAAGGACAGCAGUUCCAGGGGAAAGCUGCUAUUGUGGAGAAGCUGUCUAGCCUUCCGUUCCAGAAAAUCCAGCACAGCAUCACGGCACAGGACCAUCAGCCCACGCCAGAUAGCUGCAUCAUCAGCAUGGUUGUGGGCCAGCUCAAGGCUGAUGAAGACCCCAUCAUGGGGUUCCACCAGAUGUUCCUCUUAAAGAACAUCAACGAUGCUUGGGUUUGCACCAAUGACAUGUUCAGGCUUGCCCUGCACAACUUCGGCUGACCUCCUCCCAGCCAGGCACUCAUGCUGUUUCCUCCUCCCUCCUCUUCCUGAUACUAUUCACACUCCUCCAGAUGCUCCAAAUAUCAUACACAAACGAGCAGGGCCGCGGUGGGAGCGGGUGCAGUGCGCGGCUGCUACCGAGGUAUUGUGCAUGAUGUUUGGAUGCUAGACAGGAGAAGUUUGUGUUGUACCAGCGCAUGCCUUGGAAAGACUUAAGUAAUGCAAAAGGUUGUCUUUUUUUUUUUUUUUUUUAAUCUACUGACAAGUUGCUCUAGUAACCCAAAGAAGUGAAGGAGAAAGCAGCUGCCUCACCGCCCGAUAUUGAUUUGUUCGGAUGUUUCAAUGCCUCAUGAUACAAUAAAACCACAAAAUUUUCUUAACA
This is a messenger RNA of Enhydra lutris kenyoni (northern sea otter), 1177 nucleotides long. RefSeq names its product nuclear transport factor 2. The record is from RefSeq and is a predicted model, not a curated record. The coding region runs from base 412 to 795 and encodes 127 amino acids. Gene Ontology annotation, cellular component: nuclear pore central transport channel. Gene Ontology annotation, biological process: protein import into nucleus. The transcript has 6 exons. NCBI's taxonomy places the organism in Eukaryota, Metazoa, Chordata, Mammalia, Carnivora, Mustelidae.